Octopus sinensis (East Asian common octopus) is the source of this 1636-nucleotide messenger RNA. Its product is annotated as putative ferric-chelate reductase 1. The transcript has 14 exons. The record is from RefSeq and is a predicted model, not a curated record. Bases 110 to 1324 code for a protein of 404 amino acids. NCBI's taxonomy places the organism in Eukaryota, Metazoa, Mollusca, Cephalopoda, Octopoda, Octopodidae.
CAGCAGCAGCAACAGGAAUUUCAUCACAACAACUUGGAAAGCUCCAGAAAAAUCUUUUGGAAAACUCUUGGUUAUUGCAGCUGUAGUGCAGGACAAGACAAAAUACUGGAUGAAUGUCAAUGCAACACUAUAUGCUGCCUCAUCAACAGAUAAUGACGAUUGUGGAAAGCAAAAAGGAUGUUUGGAUUGUGAAGAUGGAUGUCUCAUUUCUUGGAUACCAAGCAAGGAUAAGAAAACGGUUCACUUUGAAUUUUCAUUACCAACAAAAUCUGAGAAUGCAUAUGUUGCUAUGGGGAUUUCACCCGAACCUCAAAUGGAUGGAGAUCAUGUGAUUGAAUGUGUCCAAGGAAACUCAGUCCACAUCCUACGUAUGUCGCAUAACACGGGACAUCACAACCAACUCAUUCCAGUUCCUCCUGGGGUCAUAAAUAAUCCCAACAUUUCCUAUGUUGAUGGUAUUCUGAAAUGUAAAUUCAGUUCUCCGGUCAAUUCUGAGACCACUGCACUACCUGCACUGGACCAGGCCUGGUAUUUGGAGUAUGCUGUGGGAGAUGUAAAGGUCAAAGGAAAAGAAUUGGUAAAACAAUUUCAUUCACGAAAGGCAGCCAGCAACUCCAAAGUAAAACUAACAGAAGUCACAGUCAUUGAAAACUCAACUCCGGCUUUAGUUAAACUUCAUGUCUUCAUGAUGGUCAUAGCUUGGAUGCUAUUCAACAAUUUGGCGAUAAAUAUUGCUCGCAACUAUAAAGACCUUAAACCAGAUUGUACUCUCCUAGGGGCUAAGAUUUGGUUCCAGCUCCAUCGGUUGCUGAUUGCACUUACUGCCCUUUUCACCCUCAUUGGAAUCAUCGCAAUAUUCGUCCAUGUCAAUGGUUUCACAUUUGACAGCAAUGCCCCAGGACCUUACAUGGCCCAUCCACUCAUUGGCCUACUCAUUGUGGUUCUUGUUUUAACAAAUAUUUUCUUGGGUCUACUUCGACCUGAUCUUAAAAGUAGAGAUCGACCGUUCUUCAACAUAAUUCAUCGGAGUGUUGGAAUGACAUGUCAAAUAUUGUCAAUUGCCUCCAUCUGCACCGGUGCCUAUAUACUGAAUAGUUAUACAGACCUGAUCUACGGGCUUAUGAUCUUUUAUGUGGUUUACAUGGUUUUAUUAAACAUAAUGCUAUUCAUCAUUGACAAGUAUUAUUUAAACAAUAAUCGCAAAUGCAGAGAUAAGAGCAUCGACAAGUUGCGGAUAUUCAAAAAUCUUUUGCUUCCAAUACAUAGCGUCAUCCAAUUGGUUCUUGCUGCGUUCGUGGCAUCGUAUGCAGUGGCAGGAGACUAAGACGGGUGGAAGGUUAAAUCUAAGGAACUACAAGUGGAUGCAAGCGCACAAAUACACAAACACAUGCACACAUAUACACACUCAUUCACAUUUGCACAUAAGCAUCCAUUCACACACACACACACAUAAAAUCAUACAUACAUACAUACACACAUACAUGUAGGUGUGACUAUGUGGUAAAAAGGUAUGGCUACAUGGUAAAAAGCUUGCUUCUUAACCACAUGGUUCCAGGUUCAGUUCCACUGCAUGGCCCCUGGACAAGUGUCUUCUACUAUAGCCUCGAGCUGAGUGAAUUUCAUAGAAACAGAAAGA